Mustela lutreola (European mink) is the source of this 4128-nucleotide messenger RNA. RefSeq names its product homeobox A3 (gene HOXA3). The record is from RefSeq and is a predicted model, not a curated record. Bases 1861 to 3192 code for a protein of 443 amino acids. Gene Ontology annotation, biological process: regulation of transcription by RNA polymerase II. The transcript is spliced from 5 exons. Gene Ontology annotation, cellular component: nucleus. Gene Ontology annotation, molecular function: RNA polymerase II cis-regulatory region sequence-specific DNA binding; DNA-binding transcription factor activity, RNA polymerase II-specific. Lineage: Eukaryota; Metazoa; Chordata; Mammalia; Carnivora; Mustelidae.
ACGCAAACCGAGUCUGGGCGAUAGGGGGACCCCCCCACCCACCUCGGCGCAGCUGGCUGGCGACCGCAAGCCCCACUUUCCGCGAGCCGGAAGAGGGACAGUGGAGCCGCGGGGUUGGAGGCACGGAGGGUGCCGUGGGCGUUGGCUUUCUGUGGUGCGGUGGCACAGAUCGCGGGUUGGCCUGGGUGCCCCUCGGCCAGAUUUGCCCCAGGAGCUUCCCGGGACUGCGACCAGAAACAAUCCAGAGGCUCUGGGCUCGAGUUCUUUUUGUUUGUUUUGUGGCUUCGGUUGCUGUUUUCUCACCUUAAGAGAGUACCUUGCUAUGCAUUAGAAAAUUCGGAAGGGGCUGUGGACGUUUGGGACGGCCGCGCGCGCUGUGGGUGCGCUCGGGGCGGAUAAAGCGGCGCAUUUGCGUCGCAGGGCCGCGGGCUGCCUGACUGCGGCUGCCGCCGGCAGAUUAUUUAUUGCGACCGCGCCGGGCGCUCGCUGCUGCCACGCUGUGGCCGUCGCCGGGACCGACGCCAGCCGCAGCCCCGCGUCGUGCAGCCUGGCGCGACUGCUGCGCGGGCCCCUCGGAGAUUCCCAAGCAGGCCGAGGAGAGGGGGGCAAGGGAGGACUCGAGGGGCGGCCUCCCAGGGCCUGUCGGGAACCUCCCCCGCCUUGGCCACCUCUGACAAGAGCUGGACGCCCGACUAGACUCGGGUCUUCCCCCACCCCCAGCGCCAUGGAGACUGGUUGCACAGGCGGCCUGGCACGUCAUGGCUGCUUCUGUCCAAACUGCGCGUCCCAAGGCGCCCCCCGGGGCGCACGCUGGUGCGGGGAAGGCGCCCGCUUCGGGAUUUUGAAAUCGGAAAGACCACUCCUGGUCCUGAGGCCUGCAGGCCUGGCUGGCCCUGAGGAGGACUGACUAUGGCAAGAAAGGCGGGCUUUGGCGUCAGGCGAGGGCCUGUGACAGGCAGAGGCCGCACCUGUGCGCUGUGGGCUCUGUCCUGGGCUACAGAUCCAGAGGCCCUCAAGGUCCCCCCAACACACCGGCAGGCCGCCCCCCAGGCUGGCGGAGGUCGAGUGGGCAGCCCAGGGAAAGGGCAGACUGUGGGGCCCUGCACGCUAUCCAGUCCCCUUUGAAGAGCAGCUGAAAGGCUACGUGUGCCGCCUGGUCAUUCAAAUUGUCAAUUUUAGGUCCAGAAGUGUCCAAACCACAAGUUCUCAAAACUCUCUGAAACAUGGCUCCCUCCGAGUUAAGAGCGCCCGGACACCGGAAAAGGCGAUUCCCCGAGUGCCCGGGGUUGGAGACAAUCACUGCCACAGUCUUAAACAUCUUUCGAGGUAAGCGCUGCGCUAACUCUUCACUCCGCGGGGCUUCGCACGGGCCUUUGGAAGGGGUUUACCCUUCCAGGGAGAGCAGCAGCCUCUGAAAGAGCUUCUGGUCAAUAUUUAACUUCGGAGGCAUUUUGGAGCUGGGUCCCCUUCAGCUGCACUCCCCGCGAAUGCGGGGCUUCAGGCAGACAAAGAGUCUGCUCCGGAAGCCCGCCCGCGUUGUGCAGAAGGGGCAGUUGCCGGGACCGAAGAUGUGUAUGCGUGGGGGUAGGGGGUGUCAACGGGGUUUGUUUCUUUCUUCGGGUAAACUCCAAACCAACCGCUGCACGGAGCAGCGGGGCAAAAGCAAGUAGAGGCCACGGGCGCGACGGCCCCUGCGUGGGCGUUCUCCUCCGUACACUGUUUGCGGCGCCUGCGGAGACUGUCUGCGCGGGGCGGCCAUUGGCGGCGGAGCGUCACGUGACCGCGGGGGCGUGCCAAUGUGCGCCCUCACGGGUGUCAAGCCCCUGUCAGAGUGUGCGAUCAAGAUUGUGAAACAACGCGAUGCAAAAAGCGACCUACUACGACAGCUCCGCGAUCUACGGUGGCUACCCCUACCAGGCAGCCAACGGGUUCGCUUAUAAUGCCAGUCAGCAGCCGUACCCGGCGUCCGCGGCACUGGGCGCUGAUGGCGAGUACCACCGACCCGCCUGUUCCCUCCAGUCGCCCACCAGCGGCGGGGGCCACCCCAAGGCGCACGAGCUGAGCGAGGCGUGUCUGCGCACCCUGAGCGGCCCGCCCAGUCAGCCCCCAGGCCUGGGCGAGCCACCUCUGGCCCCGCCGCCGCCCCAGGCCGCGCCCCCAGCUCCACAGCAGCCGCAACCCCCGCCGCAGCCCCCAGCACCGGCUCCUGCUGCGCCUCCUCCCCCCUCUUCAGUUUCCCCACCUCAGAAUGCCAGCAGCAACCCCACCCCUGCCAGCGCAGCCAAGAGCCCCCUACUCAACUCACCCACCGUGGCCAAACAAAUCUUCCCCUGGAUGAAAGAGUCUCGGCAAAACACAAAGCAGAAAACAAGCGGCUCCAGCUCAGGGGAGAGCUGCGCUGGCGACAAGAGCCCGCCUGGGCAGGCGUCGUCCAAACGGGCGCGCACCGCCUACACGAGCGCGCAGCUGGUAGAGCUGGAGAAGGAGUUCCACUUCAACCGCUACCUGUGCCGGCCGCGCCGGGUGGAGAUGGCCAACCUGCUGAACCUCACUGAGCGCCAGAUCAAGAUCUGGUUCCAGAAUCGGCGCAUGAAGUACAAGAAGGAUCAGAAGGGCAAGGGCAUGCUGACGUCAUCAGGGGGCCAGUCCCCAAGUCGCAGCCCCGUCCCCCCUGGCGCAGGCGGCUAUCUGAACUCUAUGCAUUCGCUGGUCAACAGCGUCCCGUAUGAGCCCCAGUCGCCCCCGCCUUUCUCCAAGCCUCCCCAGGGCUCCUAUGGGCUGCCCCCCGCCUCCUACCCCGCACCCCUGCCAAGCUGCGCGCCCCCACCGCCCCCACAGAAGCGCUACACCGCGGCGGGGGCAGGAGCGGGGGGUACACCCGACUAUGACCCACACGCGCAUGGCCUGCAGGGCAACGGCAGCUAUGGGACCCCACACUUACAGGGAAGCCCCGUCUUCGUGGGGGGCAGCUAUGUGGAGCCCAUGAGCAACUCUGGGCCUGCCCUUUUUGGCCUAACUCACCUCCCCCACGCCGCCUCUGCAGCCAUGGACUACGGGGGAGCUGGGCCGCUGGGCAGCGGCCACCAUCACGGGCCCGGGCCAGGGGAGCCGCACCCCACCUAUACGGACCUUACCGCCCACCAUCCUUCUCAGGGAAGAAUUCAGGAAGCCCCCAAGCUCACCCACCUGUGAUGGUGGGCUCGGGGCUGCGCGCCAGGAGAGUCCCUCUGCCCCCACCUUUCUUCUACGUUUACUUUUUUUUGGUUUGGUUUUAAAGUUCUUCUUGCCCUCCCUUUUUUCUCCUCCGCCCCGUCUACCCCCCACCCCCACCCCUUUUUGUUUUCUUUGGUAACGCGUUUUUAUAGUUUAUGUGACGUAGCAAUCUUGGUUGCUGGAAUGGCUGUCAGUAUCAGUAGCGAUGUUUAUCUCCUCCCACCCCUCGCUCGGCCGCGAGCCCUGCACCCUUUACCUUCUCUAUUCUUUGAACAGAAACAGGGUAUAUGAACAAAUUUUCUAGCCGAGUUCUUCAAUGUGAAUUUGUUCGUACAUUAUGGCUCCCGAGGGGAAGCAGAUACUUUUUUUUUUUUAAUUUUUAGUUUUUUUUUUUUUAAUUGCACUUCUUGUAAAGAGCGAGAAAAAAAUCAAAGGCGCUUUGAAACAGGGGCUCCCUGUGCAAGGAUGACUAAGUGUACGUCUUUCCGUGUGUGUAUGCUGGUGAACAGUCAGAUUUAUUUAUAUUUUUUUUGCAAGCAUUGAAUAAUCUAAGUUUUAAAUAUUAUUUAUCCCCAUCCGUUCGUAUUUAUAUUAAAGAAAUUCUGUACCCUGAUUGUUCAGAAGGUUUCUUGGGCCUUUUGUUCAAUAGUGUAUUGGCGUACAUAGAAAAAAAAAUUUUUAUUUGAAAGGAAAAUAUAAUUCCUUUAUAAAAACGGUAAUGAUGCAAUAAUACCAGAGAGGAUCCAGCUUUUGAAAACAGUGAUUUAGGAUUGUAACAUCCGGCGAAACUGAAAAAAAAAAAAAUCUGUAAACGUGAAAAAUGCUAGAUUUGUUUUGAGAGUUCUACAUUCCUUGCUGCUCACAUUCUGAGAAACUAAACAAAAAAUAAAUAAAUAAAGUUUUUAUUCUGAAUAA